AUGGCAUUAAAAACAGAAGGUGGUAAAAAGAAACCACUUAAACAAAGUAAAACUGAGAAGUUUGAAACAGAAGAAGACAUUGAAUUUAAAAGAAGACAAGCAGAAGAGAAGAAAAAGUUGCAACAGAUGAGUAAAAAUCUUCGAUCUAAAAAGUAG
Molecule: messenger RNA, 156 nt
Organism: Cryptosporidium muris RN66
Lineage: Eukaryota; Apicomplexa; Conoidasida; Eucoccidiorida; Cryptosporidiidae
Exons: 1
Coding region: 1-156 (51 amino acids)
Source: RefSeq, a predicted model, not a curated record